Molecule: messenger RNA, 1036 nt
Organism: Salmo salar (Atlantic salmon)
Lineage: Eukaryota; Metazoa; Chordata; Actinopteri; Salmoniformes; Salmonidae
Product: C-type lectin domain family 4 member E
Source: RefSeq, a predicted model, not a curated record
CUGGGGCUGCUGUCUGUCCUCCUACUGACUGGGAUCAUAGGCCUGUCUGUCUACUAUGGAGUAAUUGGUCAUCACGACUCAACAGAGAGAGACCAGCUACAGGCCAGUUACAGCCUUCUGACUAAAGAGAGACCAGCUACAGACCAGUUACAACAAGCUGACUAAAGAGAGAGACCAACUACAGACCAGCAGUAACACCCUGACUAAAGAGAGAGCCCAGCAACAGAAAGAGAAAAAUGAUCUCAUGAGAAAGUUCUCUAAUCUGAAACAAACCUGCCCUAAAGACUGGAAGAAGUUUGAAUCCAGUUGGUACUUCCUGUCUACUGAGACUAAAACCUGGGGGGAGAGCAAAGAUGACUGUCUGGAGAGAGGAGCAGACCUGGUGAUCAUCAACAGUGAUAAGGAACAGGAGUUUCUCUUCCACCUCAACAAGGGUUUCUGGAUUGGUCUGACUGACACUGUUACUGAGGGGACCUGGAAAUGGGUGGACGGCAACCCACUGACCACCCCAAAGUACUGGGGGAGUGGACAGCCUAAUGGUGGUGGAGUGGAGAACUGUGUGUUGUUAACUCACAGUUCAUCAGACCAAGGACCAUGGCAUGACUAUCCGUGUUCAUUUAACCAUUCCUGGAUCUGUGAGAUAGUUCUUUCUCAAUUUUAGUUAUGAUAUUGAUUGGCAUGCUGAAAGUCAUGAUACCAGCUACAGGGCCUUCAGAAAGUAUUCACUGCCUAGACCUUUUCCACAUUUUGUUGUUUACACGCUGUAUUUUUUAAUCGAUUAAAUUGAGAUUUUACUGUCACUGUCCUACACACAAUAACUCAUAAUGUCAAAGUGGAAAUAUGUUUUUCUUUUCUUUUUUACAAAUGAAUAAAAGAUUUAAAUCUGAAAUGUCUUGAGUCAGAAAGUAUUCAACCCCUUUGUUAUGGCAAGCCUAAACACGUUCAGAAGUAAAAUGUGCUUCCGUUGACACAUAAUAGGUUGCAUAGACUCACUGUGUGAAAUACAGAGUACAGUAUAAAAUAGAAAGGAGGACCA